Messenger RNA from Nothoprocta perdicaria, 970 nucleotides. Its product is annotated as surfeit locus protein 1. The record is from RefSeq and is a predicted model, not a curated record. Gene Ontology annotation, biological process: mitochondrial respiratory chain complex IV assembly. The coding region runs from base 107 to 673 and encodes 188 amino acids. The transcript has 6 exons. Lineage: Eukaryota; Metazoa; Chordata; Aves; Tinamiformes; Tinamidae. Gene Ontology annotation, cellular component: membrane; mitochondrion.
CUGCCCCGUGUGUUUCCAGGUUCAGCGACGGAGGUGGAAACUGGACUUGAUUGCGCAGCUGGCGUCGAGAGUCACCGCAGAGCCCGUCCCUCUGAGCCUCGACCCCAUGGAACUGAAGGACUUGGAGUACCGGCCUGUGACGGUCCGGGGCCGCUUUGAGCACUCCAAGGAGCUCUACGUUUUGCCGCGGGCGCUCGUGGAUCCUGAACGGGAAGCCAGGGAAGCCGGACGGCUGACGUCCAGCCCGGACGUCGGAGCAAACGUCGUCACUCCUUUCUACUGCACUGACCUGGGGGUCACAAUUUUAGUCAACCGAGGAUUUGUGCCCAAAAAGAAGCUGAAACCAGAGACCAGGCAGAAGGGACAGAUUGAAGGUGAAAUUGAUCUCACUGGAGUGGUGAGAUUGUCAGAAACACGGAAACCUUUUGUGCCUGAAAAUAACAUUGAGAAGAACCGCUGGCAUUACCGUGACGUGGCAGCCAUGGCCAAGGUGACGGGGGCCGAGCCCAUCUUUAUCGACGCGGAUUUCAGAAGCACGGUCCCAGGGGGGCCCAUUGGAGGCCAGACACGAGUGAGCCUGCGAAACGAGCACAUGCAGUACAUCCUCACAUGGUACGGGUUAUGUGCAGCAACCUCAUUCAUGUGGUACAGAAAAUUCCUGAAAAGGCCCUGAAAAAAAUGAAGUAUCCCACGAUUGCAAGUCCUGCAUUCAAUGAACUCCUGCAGCUGCCAAAAUGCAAACAGACCUUGAGCAAUGGAUGCCCAUUCAGAGCUUUUACCAGUGACUCUGGCUGCAGCUUGGAAAAAUGCCAGCUCCAAAACUAUGUGCCUCUUUGGACUGAGGCUUAAAAGCAGCUUCACCAGACUGCUCCAGGCUACAGUUUUCCACUCUGAUGGGACAGUGACUGUAAGCUACAAUAUCCAAACUCCUCCAUGGCUGCAUUUUCCAUGGAAUGCGUUGUAAGCAACU